AAACAACUCUUCGCCAUUUCAGGUUUGGGGGGGCUGCAGUAACUCUCGGGAAGGAAUUAGGUCAACCCAGCGGAGGUGGAUGUUUCUUCAUUGAAAACGUUUCUACCUCGUUUCCUAUCAUCGGACGGUUUGGUAGUAGUUCUCCGAUGCGUGUUAUUUGGUUGGUGCGAAUGAGUUUUUCCUGCGUGGGACCGGGCUGAAGUGUGAAGUUGGUAUUCGGAUUUUCCUGCUAACAGCUAGUGAGCUAGCUGUGUGUGUAAACAACAACAAGGAUGAAGCGGGUGAAAGGAGGAGAGGAGAGCAGCAAUGGUUGCUCCAGUGAAAGCCCACCUGAAGCUUGCAAGAAGGUGCGGAAGCAGACGAGCGUGGCGUCAGAGGCAGUGGCAGCCAGUGAGUCACCAGACUGUGACUGGUCGAUGCUGCCUCAGGAGCUCCUGCUCCAAAUCUUCCAGUACCUUCCACUGCUUGAUCGGGCUUUUGCCUCUCAGGUGUGCCGCGGGUGGAACGAGGCUUUCCACAUGCCUGAGCUGUGGAGAUGCUUUGAGUUUGAGCUUAAUCAACCAGCUAGCUCUUAUCUGAAAGCCACACAUCCAGACCUCAUCAAGCAGAUCAUAAAGAGGCACUCCAACCACCUGCAGUAUGUCAGUUUCAAGGUGGACAGUAGUACAGAGUCUGCAGAGGCAGCAUGUGACAUCCUUUCACAGUUGGUGAAUUGCUCUCUGAAGACCUUGGGACUCAUAUCUACUGCCCGGCCCAGUUUCAUGGAGGUUCCAAAGUCCCAUUUCAUCUCAGCUCUGACUGUGGUGUUCGUCAACUCUAAAUCACUAUCUUCACUGAAGAUUGAUGACACGCCAGUUGAUGAUCCGUCUCUGAAGGUGCUGGUGGCCAACAACAGCGACACCCUGAAACUGUUGAAGAUGAGCAGCUGCCCUCACGUCUCCCCUGCAGGGAUCCUAUGUGUUGCAGACCAGUGUCAUGGGCUGAGAGAGCUGGCGCUGAACUACCACCUCCUCAGUGAUGAACUCCUGUUGGCCCUCUCGUCUGAAAAGCAUGUCCAUCUGGAACACCUUCGUAUAGACGUGGUGAGCGAGAACCCAGGCCAGCACUUUCACACCAUUAAAAAGAGCAGCUGGGACGCCAUGAUGAGGCACUCCCCCAAAUUCAACCUGGUCAUGUACUUCUUCCUCUAUGAGGAUGAGUUUGGCCCUUUUUUCAAUGAAGAAAUCCCCGUCACGCACCUUUACUUCGGCCGCUCGGUCAGCAAGGAGGUUUUGGGCCGUGUCGGCCUCCACUGCCCCCGUCUGGUGGAGCUGGUUGUGUGCGCCAACGGCCUACGCCCUCUUGACGAAGAGUUGAUCCGCAUCGCGAAGCACUGCACUCAACUAUCAGCCAUCGGCCUGGGCGAGUGCGAGGUGUCCUGCAGCGCGUUUGUGGAGUUUGUUAAAAUGUGCGGCAGGAGGCUCUCCCAGCUGUCCAUCAUGGAGGAAGUGCUGAUUCCAGAUCAUAAAUACUCCCUGGAUGAGAUUCACUGGGAGGUGUCGAAGCACCUGGGCAGGGUCUGGUUCCCAGACAUGAUGCCAACCUGGUAGAGGAAACCCAGAGCACGGAGCUCAGCAUGUCCACGUAUGUGGUGUGGAACAUUCAUGACCGCCAUGUUUGCAUUGAUAAGCCUUUAAAUGCUCAGCUGUAGUGAAAUGUUAGGUGCCAACAUGGUGAGCAUAAACUCUGAGCUCCUAUAUGGAGUAAAGAGAAGGGAUAUAAUGUGGCAUCCGACUUUUAUACAAUUCCCUCCUAAUGCUGACAACAUGGACUGUGGAAAUGUUCACCUGAUCUACAGACAAAACAAUGUUAUCUGGUUUUAUCCUCACAUUUGAGCAGGUGGAAAUAAGCAAUGUUUUUUAUAACAAUAUGAGUCAUAUGGACAUUGUAGUUUGAUGUGAUAGUUUGUUUAGCAGAGAUGCCGGAGUGUCUGUAUAUGUAUGCAUGUGUAUGCAUAUGUUUCAUUCAUUUUCUUUCUCCUCUUUUGUGUUAUUGUGGAGUAAAUUAGGACACUUAGGUGCACAUUUGCAUGUUAGACUACCACUUGGCCUACUUGCUUCACUCUAAGACAGAAGCUCUGCACUCACAAUAUGGCUUUGGAUGCAACGGCUGUAAUAUUAAUUGUAUAUAGGAAGUGACAGGAUGUGAUUUGUCAGGUAGGGAGUGUUUAAUUUGCAGAGGAGUGGCUGGGCCCUACACCUCAUGUUUUAAAUGCGAGCAGCGGGGAGCGUCGAUGAGCUUGUUCUGCUCACCUGAGCUCAAUCAUGCAUCACAAACUCAUUGUUGGAAAUGUUAGAUGUUGGCGGAGAGAAGCAGAAAUGUGUAUAUAUGUUUCAAUAUUUGUGAUGUUAAGGUGUACAGUAUUGAUUAAUGUAACUGAUUUAUAUUUUUUUCCCCCAAAUUAUUCUAUUUUUUUUCUUCUUGUCCUACAUCCUUUAUAUUGGCUUGACAUACUAUUUUCUUGUUGGUGAAAAGAAGGUUUCUGUAUAGUCGAAGAUUUUCUACGCACCUUACAUGAAAACCAAAUGAUAGUCAGGACAAACCCAAGUCCUAAUGGCCAAAUAAAUACAAAGAUUCACAUUAUUAUUUAUACUGUACUGGAGGUCUGCUGAAGCAUAUACCGAGAGCAGUAUAUUGAAGUAAAAAGCUAUUACUGAGGAAAAACAAUAAAAUUAUUCUAUGUAAAUAAAGAUAUAUCUGGAGGAGUGUCUGGACUGGGAGACACACACUCUGUGCUGAGAUUGGUUUGCAGUAGACAGACAUCAGUGCGGCUAUUAGCUUACAGGUGCAUUAAAUUAAUAUAUUUCCAAUAUAGGUUUCAGUUGUAUCUUCUGCUAUUUGCCUGUUGAAGCUCUAAAUCUUCUGCAGAUAAGUACCUGCUCUCUUUUCAGCUCUGGUUUGCUCUGCAUUGUCAUGUUGUUUAGAAAGCACUGUUCAUUAUGAACAGUUUUCUGCUCCUGUCCCACACAUUCAUUCAUUUCAGUCAAUAGAGAUAUGGCAAGUCAGAUGAGUGAAACUAACUUUUUUUCCUUUAAGAAGGAAGUCAAAUGCAUCUGUAUAUAAAAACGCUGUGUGUUUAUUAUGAAUAGAAAUGUACUUAUUUCUUUAUUUCACCCUAUGCCGGGGUUUGACGUUUGCUUAACCAUCAGCUCGUGUCUUUUAUAAAACCAGAGUGCGAGUAAUCCUUUACUAGAUGGGUCUUUUUCAUACUGUAGACACUAGAAAACUAAUUGGUAUGGCGACUGACAUAUGGAUUUAAUUUUGUUUUUUAAUGAAAUGAGAAGCAGCGCUGCAGCGAGUUCUAUUUUUUUCAGACACGUUUGCCUCUUGUCGUUAUGGUUUUGUUGCAUACAGGUGGUCCAAAAGUCCAUUACCACAGAUUUAUUCCCCCUCCCCAGUGAAAUUCUACACCUGAGUGAAUGUCAGAAAACGGAAGUUGUGUUGCUUUCUCUCUCAAGUCACCAGAUCUGAAUCCUCACUUUUAUGAAAAAAAAGAAAAAAACUUAUGACUUUAAACUGAGAUAUACUUGUAAAAUAACUUGGAUAACAAUCUGCAAAGACAAGGAAAAAAUGGUUAAAGAGCACUUCGAGUCGCAGUCGCUUUCAGAUUUACAUCCCAACCUUUUAACUUAUGUCUGUAUAUGUUAUCAAGAGCUACUGCGUUUAAGUGGUAUCAUUUGUUAAAACAUGUAUAUUCAUAAAGUUACUGAUAGUGCACACAUUUUAAGACAGUUUGUUUGGAUGUGUAUAAAGUAAAUGUAGAUUGCUUUAUUACCAGACUUCAUUCCAUUUUAUCCAAGGUGUAUUUCAAGUAGACUAAAACAGACAUUUCAUGAGGUGCAACUAUGUCUAAGUAUUAUUGGACAGAAUGAGUCUCAUAUGAUCAUAAUGUUCUGACUAAACUAGGUACCUGUGCUGUCUGUGUUUAUGUCAACGGUACAGUAACAUAUCAGCCGAUUAGUUUUCUGAAUUUGUACAGUGGCUCUAAAGUGGACUCGCUUCAGUUACUUGUACUGAUAGUGCAUUUGAUUUUCCUGUCGUCUUCAUCUGAAUAUUCAGCUGCAUCGGUAAAACGUGUUUAACGUUACAAAUGCACAGAGGGAAAAUUAUUUAUCUUUCAUCGUAAAUAUGCUUAUUGUCAGUAAUUGUUUUAAUCUCCUUUGUUUAGAGAGUACUCUCGUACGUUUAUUCAGAAUAAAUUGGUGUUGGUGGAUGAUGCUGUCCUUUAGUUUUGCUUCUGUAUGGAGAAAAGAAAAAAAUACCAUCUACUUUGCUUUACAGGUCACCUGUCUUUAAAUUAAAAUUAUUGUUUUGGACAUGUGAUCUCAUACUGAAAUAAAAUUUGUGAAUGUA
Melanotaenia boesemani (Boeseman's rainbowfish) is the source of this 4392-nucleotide messenger RNA. RefSeq names its product F-box and leucine-rich repeat protein 3a (gene fbxl3a). The transcript has 5 exons. Gene Ontology annotation, biological process: entrainment of circadian clock by photoperiod; SCF-dependent proteasomal ubiquitin-dependent protein catabolic process; G2/M transition of mitotic cell cycle. Bases 273 to 1589 code for a protein of 438 amino acids. Gene Ontology annotation, molecular function: protein binding. Lineage: Eukaryota; Metazoa; Chordata; Actinopteri; Atheriniformes; Melanotaeniidae. The record is from RefSeq and is a predicted model, not a curated record. Gene Ontology annotation, cellular component: nucleus; SCF ubiquitin ligase complex; cytosol.